This is a messenger RNA of Phytophthora sojae, 504 nucleotides long. RefSeq lists its product as hypothetical. The transcript has a single exon. Lineage: Eukaryota; Oomycota; Peronosporomycetes; Peronosporales; Peronosporaceae. The coding region runs from base 1 to 504 and encodes 167 amino acids. The record is from RefSeq and is a predicted model, not a curated record.
AUGAAGACCGCAAGACCCGGUACUCUCCUACUCGUUGCCGCCGCCGUCGCAACGCUCUCCUCCGUUGAAGUCGAAGCGAAGGAGGAAUUCGUCAAGCUGAUCCCGAACGCUGCUCGCGUGCCCGGCGUCUCAGCCAUCGGCCACACGGACGGCACAGGCGCUUCGUCUGCCAACAACGACUUCGGCAAGGCCUUCGACAGCGCUGGGAAGGUGUGGACGCUGGACUUGUGCAAGGCCGACACGGACGGCGAUGGACAAACCAACGGCCAAGAGCUCGGGGAUCCGUGCUGCGAGUGGACCCAUGGCGCGCAGCCUCGCUGGACAUCAGGGGUUUCUCACCCGAGUGAUGCCACGAAAACGUCCAACGAGAGUCUGUGGGCCAAAAUCGACUGCUCGAAUGUCACCACGAUCGCAGCGUCGUCUGCUGCUAGCCCAGCGACCGGAACGGCGUCGAUGGUGACGAUUGCUGCCUUGGGUGUGGCUGCCAUGCUGAAUUUGGUGUAG